Vitis vinifera (wine grape) is the source of this 607-nucleotide messenger RNA. RefSeq names its product sm-like protein LSM36B. Gene Ontology annotation, cellular component: sno(s)RNA-containing ribonucleoprotein complex; U4/U6 x U5 tri-snRNP complex; nucleolus. The transcript is spliced from 4 exons. Bases 138 to 413 code for a protein of 91 amino acids. The record is from RefSeq and is a predicted model, not a curated record. Gene Ontology annotation, biological process: maturation of SSU-rRNA; mRNA splicing, via spliceosome. Gene Ontology annotation, molecular function: RNA binding. NCBI's taxonomy places the organism in Eukaryota, Viridiplantae, Streptophyta, Magnoliopsida, Vitales, Vitaceae.
AUACGUCAUUUAGACUUUAACUAAGAGGGAGGUGUUGUGGCUUAAGCCUUGUAGGGUUCAAUUUGGAGAACGCAAGAGAAGGAACUUCACAUCGGUUCUUCUUCAGGUAAAGGGGGUACAUAGUUUGAAAGGAAGAUAUGAGUACAGGAGGAGAGAAAGGGUCUGCAACCACAAAAACUCCAGCAGAUUUCCUCAAGUCAAUUCGUGGGCGACCUGUUGUUGUUAAGCUUAACUCUGGUGUGGAUUAUCGUGGUAUUCUAGCUUGUCUUGACGGAUAUAUGAACAUAGCAAUGGAGCAAACAGAAGAGUACGUCAAUGGGCAGCUAAAAAACAAAUAUGGCGAUGCUUUUAUCCGUGGAAAUAAUGUUCUGUACAUUAGUACAUCCAAGAGGACCCUGGCUGAGGGCGCUUAGCUUUCAAUUCUUCCCAGAAACAAGAUCAUCUGCUAUCAUGCUAUUUAUGAGUAUAACUUCAUGUAGAUUAAGAGGGGUUUAGCCUCUGAGUACUGGGUUAAUACAAUUUCAAUCUAUCCGAGAACUGAGUCAUGUAAUGAGCCAUUAAAACGAGUACUUGAUUUGAAGAUUAAUGCAUUAAUUUUUAACUGGAA